Messenger RNA from Colletotrichum phormii, 911 nucleotides. RefSeq lists its product as uncharacterized. The transcript has 3 exons. The record is from RefSeq and is a predicted model, not a curated record. The coding region runs from base 1 to 810 and encodes 269 amino acids. Lineage: Eukaryota; Fungi; Ascomycota; Sordariomycetes; Glomerellales; Glomerellaceae.
AUGACACCGCCACGAAACCCGCCUCUCAAGUUUGAAUGCCUGGUACACAUGACGCUUGGAAAGCCCGACUCGACAAAAUUGCGAGAGGACAUCCCCUUCCACGACACCAGUGAAUACUGGCGAGCGCUUCAACUCGCGCCGAAUCUCAAUUCUCUAGCCCUCUUUGACUUCGCUCCAAUCAACACUUCUUUGAAGCCCGAUCUUCAAAGAUUGUUCGGAAAUCUCAAGAGCCUGAGAAUUGGUGCAAGUAUGCACAACGAAGAAACGUUCGUGGAUCACUUCAAAUCGAUUUGCAGACACUGCAGGGUUCUAGAAAAGGUUCAGAUCAUCAUCCCGCAGCACUCGAAUCAAUUAGCCAGGUUGCUGGGUCCAUUGCAGCCUUUCACACCUGCGCUCAAACGACUUCAACUGAGCCUCGACCCUGGACCUUUUGCGACGACUCACCUGCUUGCAAACUUUGCGAUUGGGUUUCAACCGCAGUCCCUUUCGCGACCGCCUUACGCCGUUUCGGCCCGAGCACAUCAGAACAGAGCAGUUUUUCGAUUCAUUACCGACUUCACUUCGUACGCUAUUCCUGCCAGGCUGCAACUGGGUCAUGGGAGAUCCGGUAGAUCCCAUGGGCCGACGGUACGCCGUGGUAGUCUUCCGGAAUUCCGAAUUUUGCACGUCGCUUGCGACUGUCAAGAUCCAUCACCUAGCUUCACACAUAUCGAGGAUGUAGGAGUCGAAGUUUUCAAGUUCAGACAUCAUGCCACACUGAGAGGUGGUGAUCUUGCGGCUCUUGAUGCUGAGGAUUGGCAAGUGCGUUAGGAAGGGGGGGAAUUGGGAAUAGAGAUAUGGCUAAGAGGUUAUUCGUCCGAACUCGUAUGUUCAAGGUACCCAGUACCAUCUUAGGUUGUUUAGGUAUCAGU